Hippocampus zosterae (dwarf seahorse) is the source of this 4480-nucleotide messenger RNA. It is a transcript of the gene plcxd3, whose product is annotated as phosphatidylinositol-specific phospholipase C, X domain containing 3. Gene Ontology annotation, molecular function: phosphoric diester hydrolase activity. The record is from RefSeq and is a predicted model, not a curated record. Gene Ontology annotation, biological process: lipid metabolic process. Bases 376 to 1350 code for a protein of 324 amino acids. Gene Ontology annotation, cellular component: synapse. The transcript has 6 exons. NCBI's taxonomy places the organism in Eukaryota, Metazoa, Chordata, Actinopteri, Syngnathiformes, Syngnathidae.
AUAUAAAGUUAAUUUGAAGCAUUUGAAAUGUAACAUUUAUUCCAAAGUAUUAUUGCUCCACGCACCUGUUAACUGUGAUAAUGCCUUGCACAUCCAGUCCAGUUCGGAAGACGAUCCCAUCAUCGUAAUUGUGCUCCCCCCAGACAUGCACCGCCCGGGGUUGUGUGUGAGUGUGUGUGCGAUGUGGACUGUCGCUUAACUUGCGUCUGGAGCGUGCGCGUGCGUCCAGAAAGGGCGGAGGAGGAGGAGGUGGAGGAGGAGCGCACACUAUAUCCAUCCAUCCAGCCAUCCAACCAGGCAGACUGGUCGGCAUCAAGGCAAGCUGGUACCAGAGAAGCGCGUACUGAGCACGGCGGUGGCGGCUGCAGCGGCGGCAUGGCUUCGUCUCACGGGAGAAGUAGUGACAUGCGCUUCGCCGACUGGAUGUCGAGUCUCCCGCAGAGCAUGCACAGCAUCCCGCUCACCAACUUGGCCAUCCCCGGUUCCCACGACUCCUUCAGCUUCUACAUCGACGAGGCGUCUCCAGUGGGCCCAGAGCAGCCUGAGACGGUGCAGAACUUUGUGUCGGUUUUUGGCACGGUGGCCAAGAAACUGAUGAGAAAGUGGUUAGCCACGCAGACCAUGAACUUCAACAGCCAGCUGGAGGCUGGCGUCCGUUUUUUUGACCUACGCAUCUCCACCAAGCCCCGAGACCCCGACAACGAGCUCUUCUUUGCGCAUGGCCUCUUCAGUGCCACAGUCAGAGAAGGAUUGGAGCAGAUCAGCAGCUUCCUGUCAUCGCACGCCAGAGAAGUGGUGUUUCUGGACUUCAACCACUUCUAUGGCGUACAGAACCUGCACCACGAGAAGUUGGUCACCAUGUUGAAGGACGUUUUUGGAGACAAGCUCUGUCCAGUUGUUUUUGCCCAGGAGUUGAGUCUGCAGUAUCUGUGGGAGAAGGAGUACCAGGUGCUUGUCUUCUACCAUCACCCUAUGGCCCUAGAGGUGCCCUUUCUUUGGCCCGGCCAGAUGAUGCCCGCCCCAUGGGCCAACACUACCGACCCGGAGAAGCUGGUUCAGUUCCUCCAGGCCUCUGUCACUGACCGCAGGAGGAAGGGCACUUUCUUUGUUUCCCAGGUGGUCCUCACACCGAAGGCCAGCACAGUGAUGAAGGGUGUGGCUAGCGGACUCCGAGAGACAAUCACAGAAAGGGCUUUGCCGGGAAUGAUGCAGUGGAUCCGGUCGCAGAGGCCCGGCGAGAGUGGCAUCAAUAUCAUCACCGCCGACUUUGUUGAGCUGGGCGAGUUCAUCAGCGCCGUCAUCACCCUCAACUACCACAUGGAUGACGAAGACGACGACGACGCCACCUGAGAGCCGUCAGAGGUGUCGCCAUCGAGCGCGGUCGCACCCCUGCUGCCCGGCAGGUGGGUGGGUGGGGGGGACCGUCUUGGUCUGUGCUCUUUUCUCCUUGCCGUUUGUUUCAGAGGAGAUGUGCUGCUCCUUCCACUUUAUUUAGGGCUAGAGUGAAACGGUGAAUGACACGGAGAUGAGGUUGAGAGAGGAAACGUUGCGAUGGUGAGUUCGAUGGUGUGACAGUGCUAAUUUGGGGCCAAAAAUGUCCCCUCUUUUAAGUGAGAGACGCCACCCGAGCUGUAAAAAUGACCGCUUUCACUAUACACAUGUAAAGCAUUUUAUAUUCGGUAUGUUCCUCAUCAGGCAUUUCUGGUUCUCUUCGAUGAUUCUGAUCACAAAGGUCAUGUGUGAAAUAGUAUAAAUGUACACCUGACUCAGUGGGAAGCCAGUCUAAUGAAGAGUCAUGUUAGAGCAUUAAAUAUUUCGGCUUUUUUUUUUUAAUGAAUAAUAAUUUCAAUAUUUUAAAAAUAUAUUUAUUGAUUUUCACAAGAUUAUUUGUGAUACAAUAAUUUGGGGGUGGGGGUGCGGGUGAGUUUGGGAGACGGAUUUUACUUACGCUGUAAUUUUGGGAGUAUGUUGGAAAAAUUGAAAUAACCAAAACCUUUUUUUAAUUUUUAAUGGUUAUAUUUAAUUAUGGUAUUUAUUCAUUUCAACCCACUACAUCAUAUUGCAUGUGUGUGGCAAGAUUUCAGAUGUGCCCCCGCCCCCACACACAAUUUCUUUAUGAAUCUGAUUUGUUUGUAUUGCAAAAAGGCCACCUCCUAUUAUUGAGAGAAAGUGGGAGGUGAAACAAUAAGAUUGCACAGUUUGUAAAACAUUUCUUAUACAUUUUUAAUUCUUAAGUUUUUUAAAAAUAAUUGUGGAUUAAUUUUAAACACAUUUUACACUAUUGAGAGGAUGUAGGGAAGUCACCAAAUUAGAAAAUAAGUUUUCACUUUUUUACAAAUGCUUUACUUCUUUCUUAAUGUAUAAAUUUAUAUAUUUUUAAAAGUAAUUUUCUUGAAAAUAUAUAUUUAUUGAGAGCAUCUGGUUAAAACCCUCCCCCCACAAUAUCAGAGAAAUUAGAUUACAAAAUUCUUAUACUGUAGAUUUUCAUUGAUAUUUUUUUUCUUGAUUUAUUUAUCAAAUUUAACCUGUCUCCUUCCACCAAUAACCACCAAAGUAUCUAAAUAAGCAAAAUUUCAUGUCGCACUUUCACACAUUAAAAAAAAUGUCCCAUUUAUUUUGAUUACAUCUCACCUUAAACUGUUGAGUUUGCGGGGGCUCGAGGAAGCAAAUAAGAUUUUACUCCUUUUGAAAUCAACAAGGUGUUGCUGUUUGUGAAUAGUCCGCUGGCUCCGAAUGAAUUGGUGGUGGGUGCUGAGUCGUGAUGUAUAAAAAUAUUGCUCACAAGAGUCUAUCCAGUGUUUGCUUUUGCUUUCAAUCUCCUCCUUGUGCGUCUGUAUCGACUGCGGUGCUGCAGCGUCUAUGAGUCACCGUGUUUUUGUAGUCUUUCUACUGACACACAAUUUUAGAGGUGAACUUUAUUUCAAGUCAGCUGUUUCUUUCUUUCUUUUUUUUUUUUUUUUGCAGCACUGUUUCAACGUGUUUAGAUAGCGGUAGCAUAUUGGUGUCUUUAUCUGGUGUUAUUGCUUGUUUCCAGAUCUCUGAAUUUCACAAUAUCUGGAAUUGUUGUUCCAUUAUGUGUUGAUAAAAUACCUUGUGUGGUCGAGGAGUAAAUAAAGGUUGACAAAUGAAUUGACAGAAAUAUGAGGUGCUGUACACACCAAAAAUCUCUCACCUGCACCCAAAAAAAAGUUUUGUUGUCAUUGUGAAUUUUUUUCAAAAUCAGACCAGCGAAUGUGGACUAUAGCAAGCAAACGAGAAAGUCUUAGGGGAUUAGACAAAAAAAUUAUUGACAAGCAGGUUGAAUGUCAAGGUUAUAAGAUCAUCUCCAAGACGUUUGAUGUUUCUAUAACAACUACCGUACUAUCCGCACUAUAAGGCAAUUCGUAGUAUAAGGCGCACUUUCAAUGAGUGGCCUAUUUUAAAACUGUUUUCAUAUAUAAGGCGCACCACAUUAUAAGACGCACAGAAUAGAAGCCGCAAUAGUGGCUGUGGUUGCGUUAAGCAUCCACUAGAUGGAGUUACGGUAAAGAGAACACAAUACAAUACGAUGCUGCUUUGUUUACAUAGCGCUCUCACAACCGAUGCAGCUGUAGCAAACUGCUUGACAAAACAUUUAAAAUACUACGUCCAAGAAAUCAGAUCAUUGAUCCAUAUAUAAGGUGCAUCAGAUUAUAAGGCGCAUUGUCAACUUUUGAGAAAAUGGAAUGCUUUUAGGUGCGCCUUAUGGUGCGGAUAAUAUGGUAAAUAUUUUUUGCGGCUAUACGGCACCUCAAAAACAAGUGUGUGAUGACAUUCCAAACAAAAGCAAAAGCAGCACUUACUGCAGAGAAUGCAUCCUUGUGAGGAUUGUUGUCUCGUCUCCCCGACCAUCCAACCAUUACACAAAAACUAUUCGGGAUCAGUGAACGUGUCUUAAAAGUCAACUGUGCCGUGUGCUUGCGACGAAAAGUCUGCAGUUUGUACGAUUCUGUGUCUCAGACCGCUAUGCUUUUUAUGUUUUAUAUUGUGGUUGUAAAUAAUGUAAUUGCAAGAGUACAUUGCCAAGAAACUGUAAAGCAGUGAGUGACUUUACUACUUUACUAUGGUUCUUUUUUUUUUUUUUUUUAUACCAAAUUUGGUAGUGAUAUGCAUGAGCGGUAGACUUGAAUAUUCAAGUCCCGUUUGGAUUUUAUUAUCUCUAUUCCUACAGUUGCAUGAGUUCAAGACAGGUUUUUUUUUUUUCAUUCCUGAUUGCAGUCAAAAGGCUGAAACUUCACAAAUGACCAGAGACUUGAUAAGGGCGUACAAAUUGUGUUGUGAGGUCAUUAUUGUCUUCCCUGGUCAAAGCUGUUGUUAUUGCUUUUAUGUUCUGAUGUAUUAAGAAAAAAAAAGAAAAAAAUCACUCAAUGAAUAAUACAAUAAAAGAGUCCUUUGCUGUUGUAAAAUGAAACCAUCGUUCCAAGAUUGUCAGAUAAAUAAAAGCUAUAAAUACCAAACGCCA